AAUCGAUUUUUUUCUAUUGUUUACUUUUUGAUUAUUUUUUUUAAUUUGAUUGUUACAAUUUUAUGGAAAUCUAAUUACAUAAUUAAUUAAGUGAUUUAAUUUUUUCUCCAAUUUAAAGAUGGAUAGCUAGUCACUCUACCCAAAGAUUUCAGGGUUAACCUUGUUUUCAGUACUGUUGCACAUUGGAAUCGGUGGAUGAUUGUCUCUCUCUCUAGGUGAAUACCAAGUGGAACUGAAUUUUCAUCUCUUCCAUUCAAAGUUGAUUGUAAAUUUGAUUAUUUAUUUGCUAAUUGGCUAAGGAUGAAAUUUUCACCAAUUCCUGAUAUUGAUCAGUAAUUUAACUGUUUCAAAUUAAUUCAAUACCAUUUUAAGCAUAAAAGAUAAAGUCAUCACUUGAACUGAUUAUCAAGAGAUACUCAAAACUGAUUGACUAUUGAUAGUAAUUAACAUUUGUCUCAACAUGUCAAUAGUUAAUCUAAUCAUUUAGUUUUAGAUAAAACUAGUAGAAAGUUAAUUAACUCGAUUAAUUGUAGUUACAUUGUUUAUCCUCAACUUGGUGGUGAAAAAUAUCAAAUUGUGUUAACGCUUUCAUUUCAAUAUUGUAGCAAUUAAAAGUGAGUACCAAAGAAUAUCAAUAGAAUCAUAAUCAAGGAAUCAUAUUUCUGGUGGUAAAAGCAUCGAGGGCGAUUUAAAUUGUGAUAAAAAUGAGGAUGAUCAUGUAACUGGAAUACAUGAUAGCUUGAUUAUGGAAGCGAAGAAACAAAAAAUUAGAUUUAAACUCAAUGAACUUUUCCUUUGCUCGAAAAUCGUAGAUAUAAAUAGCUCACCGUGUAGAGUUAUAUACAUUUCUGGAUUUGAUUCACAAUUGAUUACUCCAUUUAUAUUUAUCUAAUUGUUAACCUUAAGUGUUGAUUGUUAAUAUCAUUUUUCCCCCGCUACAAUCACGUUGUAAGCGGAGAGACGUCGAUUGUACUUUGUGAUUUUGUUACCAUUUUAUUGGAUUUUGGUAAUAUUUUGGUUCUAUUUCAUCUCAGCUGUUAGUUGAUCACAAUGAUCAAUUUUUCACUCACUGUUGAACCUUUGAUUCUGCUUUAUUUAGCAGCAAUUAACUGUGAAUACACUUUGAUUCAAUAUUCAGUUUCAACGUCCCAUUGUCUUUCAUUGACCAAUCUAACUGACCCAUCCAUUUGUGAGUCACCAAAAUCUCCCAAUGUUUCAGCUCUAAUCAAAGACGAUGUGACAAUUUCAAUGAGAAAUUACAACUUUUUCCUGUCCAUUUGCUGUUCACUGGCCACUCUGUUCACCGGCUCUUGGUCAGAUUAUUAUGGAAGACGAUUACCGAUAAUGUUUGCCCUUUUGUCCUCCAUUUUGGCUCAAUGUCUUUGCAUAAUUUUCUGGAUUACACUUGAUCACAAUUUAAUUUGGUUAAUCUAUUUGGCUGGAUUAGUCUCUGGUAUCUCUGGAUCAUCAUCAAGUCUAAUUGCAAACUGUUUCGGGUACACAGCUGAUAUAACCAGUAUUAAAGAUCGAUCUAAGGCCAUGUCCGCUAUGGAGGCCAUGUUAUACCUCGGCGGUGCUAUUGGCUUUUCAACCGGAAGUUUAAUGUUGAAAAUCUUUUCACCUUCUUUGGAAAAAGGAUUCGCUAUUCUUUUCAUGCUUCAUUCAUGUCUAUUCAUUUACGUCUUUUGCUACCUGAGAGAAUCAAAAUCCACAAUCGAACCAAUAACACCCAGAGGAUUAUUUAGAUUGUCUCAUAUAACCAGCGUCAUUUGGACCAUUACCCAUCGUCGAUCGACCCCUUAUAAGCGUUUCUGGCUUCUCUCAAUCAUAGGAUGUGCCUUCAUCGCGACUUUUGGUUCUAAUUCAAUGUCGUCCAUUCUUUAUGUUUUCCUACGAAACAAACCGUUAAACUGGACAUCCGAUUUGUAUGGUUACUUACAAUCAAUCAAUUAUCUUCUAGGAGGAUGCACUCUGUUAAUUAUGGUACCAUUGGUACAGAAAUUUAUCCCUCGUCUUGUGAACGAUGAUCUUUUUGCUUUAAUGGGAUUUACAUCUCGAGCUGUUGGUUUAAUUGCAAUUGGAUUAGCUCAUUCAUCACUUCAUGCUUUCCUUACACCUUUAGGAUUUAUAUUUUCAGAGUUAACUUUACCCUCGCUGAGGUCAAUUGUUUCCAAGAUCGUGGAUGCCGAUGAAAAAGGUAAAGCAUUUGCUUUCCUUGGACUAUUAUCAAAUGUCACCUUCUUACUUGGAUCACAAAUAUCAAGUUUAAUCUAUUACAAAACUUCAUCCUUUUUCCCUGGAUUAGUGUUGAUUAUCCUUGGAUGUUUGGAGAUAAUCCCAGUCACAGUAUUUUUGAUCAAAUUUAUAUUUUACAAUCAAUUCUUUUCUCCUUCAAUCAUCUCUGAUAAUGACAAUCAACAAAUCAAGAAAGAUGAUCAAGGUGAUGAUGAAAAUUUCAAUGGUCAAGGUGAAAGCUCAACAAGACAAACUGACCAACAGGGAAUUGAUUCAUUGGCUGCUGGAAUAACUAAAUUAACACAAAAACAAGUAUCAGCUUAAACCAAAUGAUUAACUAUUGUGCCAAUAACAAUAAUCAAUUAUUCAAUUGUUAUUCAAUAGUUAAUUGAUUAUCUAAUUAAUUUUAUUGUUAAUUGUUUACUGGUAUAGAUGCAAAGUAAUUAAUAUAACACUUUUUUCAUUUAAAUCAUUUGCUCACCUCGAAACAUUAUCAGUGUAUUUUAAUUGUUAUUGUUAAUUGUAAAUUACAAUUUGUAAUCUCUGAUUAUCUUAAUGAUU
Molecule: messenger RNA, 2796 nt
Organism: Panonychus citri (citrus red mite)
Lineage: Eukaryota; Metazoa; Arthropoda; Arachnida; Trombidiformes; Tetranychidae
Product: proton-coupled folate transporter-like
Exons: 3
Coding region: 1051-2559 (502 amino acids)
Biological process (GO): transmembrane transport
Cellular component (GO): membrane
Molecular function (GO): transmembrane transporter activity
Source: RefSeq, a predicted model, not a curated record